Molecule: messenger RNA, 1968 nt
Organism: Platichthys flesus (European flounder)
Lineage: Eukaryota; Metazoa; Chordata; Actinopteri; Pleuronectiformes; Pleuronectidae
Product: chemokine-like protein TAFA-1
Exons: 6
Coding region: 410-850 (146 amino acids)
Biological process (GO): regulation of neuroblast proliferation; neuroblast differentiation
Molecular function (GO): receptor ligand activity
Source: RefSeq, a predicted model, not a curated record
UCGCUGAGGGGGGACUCAGUGAGAGCCACUGCUCAGAGGCUGCCUCUCACAGGAAGGAUGCAGACGGGGAGAGAGGAGAUUUCACUACAGUUAAUGAAGGAGCACUCCGCACGUGCCUACAGAUGCGAGGGGGCAAAUGAAUUCGGUGUCAAUGGGAGGAGUGAUAUUUCAAAGGUGGAACUGAAAGAGCUGUAAAUCUGUUUUCCUGUGACUCUGACUUGACGGUCAUUUCGGAAUCACUGGACUGUUGCUAUCAAAGUGCCGGAGCAGGGGGAGACGGAGUCAGUGGAGUUCCUUCCUCCAGCCAAAAUUCAGAGUUAUUGGAUUGGAUCAGCAUGAGCGGCACUAUGGAUGGAUUUGUGUCAUUCUGCUGAGAUAUUUAUAUACUCUUAGUUGGCUUGCUCAGCAGAUGUGUCCUGUCAUGUCCUGGCUGCUCUGCCUGGGCCUGUGGGUCAGUGUGACUGCCAUCCAGCUGUGUCAGGCCACGUUCUACGACACCAUCCAACAGCAUCAUGGGACGCGGCCCGGACGAACCACCAUCCACAUGAUCGAGGGCGGCACAUGUGAAGUAAUUGCUGCUCACAGAUGCUGCAACAAGAAUCGUAUCGAGGAGCGGUCACAGACGGUCAAGUGUUCCUGCCUGCCAGGGAAGGUGGCUGGAACCACCAGGAACAGACCUUCAUGUGUGGACGCAUCCAUAGUAAUUGGGAAGUGGUGGUGUGAGAUGGAGCCUUGCCUGGAGGGGGAGGAAUGCAAGACGCUCCCCGACAACUCGGGCUGGAUGUGCUACGCCGGCAACAAGAUCAAAACCACGAGGAACACUCAGCCAUACACAACAUCAACAUAUUAACACGUUUGGGAGAGAGGAUGCGGGGAAAUGCCUCUGGUGCAAGGGUUAAUUUGCAGGACCAAUUACCACAAAGACAAUGAACUUAUUGUUGCUUUGAGAAAUGUGAACACUUCUCAGAUUCAAGUGUAAAAAAAAGAUGUAGAGUACGUCGAGCACAUCCUGCUCCAGGCUCCUGAAAAAAACGACGCUCCGAGCCGCCUGCGGGGAACUUCAUCAUAACCUUGUAAUGAGUAUAGUUUCAUCAUUUCUUUAUAACUGUGAGUUGGAACAUGAAUGUCUGCACUUGGAUUAAUGUCUGGACGCCAGCUGACGCCCCCCCCUGUUCACACAUCACGUGACAGAGAUGGGAGGCGACCAACAGGAGAGAGGUAUUCGUCAGAGGACACACGGGGACGAGCAGGAACACUAGUCGACAGCCCUCAGGAUUUUCUUUUUUUCAAUAUUCUAAGAGGAAAAGUUAUUGUACAUACGUUGUUUGUCAUUUCCUGUCGUUACACAACAACUCGAUUCGUGGUGGUGGUGAAUUAUCGUUCAUCCAAGUCCCUGAAUGCACUGUCCAUCGCCCCUCCUCUGACCCACGAGAACACGACGCAGCCGGAACUUCAGACGAGUUCUCGGGCACGCGACGUGAAGACGGAACAGAUGCAUUGUGGGGGAGGUGUUUUACAAAUUAAAGCUUAUGUGUCUUGAUACUGUACAUUUUGCCACUUGUUUGUAUGGUGCUGGUUUUCUUCUCUUUUAAUGACACUUGCCGGUCGUUAACAUGUCAGCUGCCCUGAGACGGAUUAAAUCACCAAAAAUGUGAAACCACUUGGUUGUUUUUCGAUACUUGAAAUGCCUUAUUCGUGUCAGAUCAUUGUACAUAUGAAGCUGUUGAGUGAUAUGUGCCGAAAUGUCAUUAAAGUCAUUGAUCCUGUAGCUGACGUGACUGCAGCUGUACCGUUGCCCUCACCGGUGUCAUGUAUCAGCAUCACAGAUCUGUACCGGGGAGCUAGAGUAACCGAAGCACUUCUUCAAACUAAGAUUUUGGCAAUUAUGAAAAUAAGCUCAUGUGCUUUCUCGUUAGAUCUGGAAAUGUAUGGAGCUAGAUGAUGGUUAUCUUAGCUUAGCAUAAAGAU